Messenger RNA from Polyodon spathula (Mississippi paddlefish), 3054 nucleotides. Its product is annotated as corticotropin-releasing factor receptor 2. The coding region runs from base 136 to 1377 and encodes 413 amino acids. The record is from RefSeq and is a predicted model, not a curated record. Gene Ontology annotation, molecular function: G protein-coupled peptide receptor activity; corticotropin-releasing hormone receptor activity; corticotrophin-releasing factor receptor activity. Gene Ontology annotation, biological process: adenylate cyclase-modulating G protein-coupled receptor signaling pathway; cell surface receptor signaling pathway; long-term synaptic potentiation. Lineage: Eukaryota; Metazoa; Chordata; Actinopteri; Acipenseriformes; Polyodontidae. Gene Ontology annotation, cellular component: plasma membrane; axon terminus; dendrite. The transcript has 12 exons.
UAAGAGACUGUAACAGACAGAAACACAGCGCACGUAAACGUAGUACGAUAGAGAUCUGGAAUCUAAAAGAACACCAGCUUCGUAUUGGAUUACAUAUAAUCUAUACAUAUUUAAGUAAUAUUAAAAAAAAAAAAAAUGGAUGCUGCAAUCUUACAAAUCUUCAUAGAUGAUUUUGAUCCCAACUGCAGCCUAAAUAAUGCCUGGCAGGACAAUUUCUUUGAAAGUGCAUCUUUUUCCUUUGUGGAUUUUGAUGGUCUAUAUUGUAAUGCCACGACUGAUCAGAUAGGAACUUGCUGGCCAAAGAGUAAUGUGGGUCAACUGGUUGAACGACCGUGCCCAGAGUUUUUCAAUGGGGUUAAAUACAACAGCACCAGAAAUGCAUACAGGGAAUGCAUAGAAAAUGGAACUUGGGCCUCAAGGAUCAAUUAUUCACAGUGUGAACCCAUCUUGGAGGAUAAGAGGAAAUAUCCAAUGCACUACAAUAUCGCCCUGAUAAUCAACUACCUGGGACAUUGUAUAUCGGUUGGGGCGCUUAUUGUGGCCUUUGUGCUUUUCUUGUGCUUGAGGAGCAUCAGAUGCCUCCGGAACAUUAUCCAUUGGAACCUGAUCACCACAUUCAUCCUACGGAAUGUUAUGUGGUUCCUUCUCCAGAUGAUUGACCAUAAUAUACACGAGAGCAAUGAGCCCUGGUGUCGUCUUAUCACAACUAUAUACAAUUAUUUUGUCGUGACAAAUUUCUUUUGGAUGUUUGUUGAAGGAUGUUACCUACACACAGCUAUAGUGAUGACCUAUUCCACAGACAAACUGAGAAAAUGGGUGUUUCUCUUCAUUGGAUGGUGUAUUCCUUGUCCAAUCAUAGUGGCCUGGGCUAUUGGCAAGCUGUAUUAUGAAAAUGAGCAAUGCUGGUUUGGGAAGGAACCUGGAAAAUAUAUUGACUACAUCUACCAAGGCCCAGUGAUUCUUGUACUUUUGAUAAACUUUGUUUUCCUGUUUAACAUUGUGAGGAUUCUCAUGACAAAGCUGAGAGCAUCAACCACUUCUGAAACAAUACAAUACAGGAAAGCGGUGAAGGCCACUUUAGUCCUUUUGCCACUGCUUGGAAUUACCUACAUGCUAUUCUUUGUGAAUCCAGGGGAAGAUGAUAUCUCACAAAUAGUUUUCAUAUAUUUUAAUUCCUUUCUACAGUCCUUUCAGGGUUUCUUUGUGUCAGUAUUUUACUGCUUUCUCAACGGGGAGGUUCGUUCAGCUGCAAGAAAAAGAUGGCACCGAUGGCAAGACAACCAUGCCCUUCGAGUGAGAGUGGCCAGGGCGAUGUCCAUCCCCACUUCACCAACCCGGAUCAGCUUCCACAGCAUAAAGCAGACGACAGCUGUUUGAUCCUCUGAUCCGCCAAUGGCCUUUAGAGUGUUUUUUCACUGUCUUCUGGUUAUAACCUGUUGUGUUUGUGAACUACUGUGCAUUGUGUAAAAUGAAUGAGGGAAAAAAAAGCAUACAGGGAACCAAGAAUAGGGUUAAUAUAUGAGAAAUUAAAAAAAAAAAAAAAGAAAGAAAAAUCAGCUGGAACGUAGUUAAAUGGUGAAGCACAGAAAUUCCAGGGUGCUGGAGGUUAUUCUUAUAUUUUAACCUUUUCUUGUCUCACUUCACUACGCUGUAUAUUUUUGUUUGGCAUCUCAGUGUGAGGGAGUGUUUACUGAUAUCUGUUGUAAUAGCUAUUUGAUAUUAGGCUUUAUUCACAAAGCUAAAACUCGUUAGGUAUUUAAAGUUUGUUUUUAUGAAAAAAAAACAAGGUUGAUAUACAUGAAACUGUUCUGGAUUAUUAAUGAUGUAGUUAACAACAGUAAAGAACAAAUUCACACAUAUCAAAAUUUAUUUUAUUCAUUAAAACUUUAUUUAAACAACUUUUGACUUAAAGCUUUGUGAAUAGAGCCCAUCAUCAUUUACAAGUAGAUGGUAUCCAGAUUUACAGUGGGGUUUGGAUGAUCAGAUUUCUUAUCUGCUUGAGCUACAUGACAACAUGACAAUUCUUAGAGGAAGUGUAAAUUACCUUUUUUAUUUGACUAGUUUGAAAUUGGUUGGUCCUCACAAGAGCUCUUUUGAGUCCAUGCAUUUCUAGCAGAGAUAUAACUUAUUGUAAAUAACCAAUACAUUUUCUGUCAUGUUUGUUUGGCAGCAGACAAAGGUACCAUUAUGUUUAAUUGAGAUGGUCAACCCUCAAACUGUAGAAAAAGUGAGAACAACAUCAAAAAACAAUGUUGAGCAAGCCAACUGCUGACUAAGUUGAACAUCCUGUUGCAAGUCGAAUUUUAAUCUGCAAAUGGAACAGGCGGCCUCCCAGAUUAUACAUUAAAAUCAGUCGAGAUCCCCUUUCUUUUGCUCAGAUUCAUGGAGAUGUUUUUAUAGGUUAAUGCAGUGUGUGUAGGAUGGCUUUUAAAGCUACAUUGUGUAGGUUGGGACAGAAGACCACAAAGUGAAGCUGAGAUCAAAUUGUGUGAAAUGAUGUCUCUUACAAUAAGUGACACCCUAGACAAUGUAAUUUAUACAUUAUAGAAAAACAUAUUGUUUUAAAAAACUACUAUCAACAUUAAAACAGUGUUUAGAAUUGCACCAAAUAUUCCUUGAACAGGGUGAUAUCUGUACAUGGUAAGAUGUACUGGAAUUUGUUUAGAUAAUGGAGAAAGUACAAUUAAAAUAAAUACAGUACAAUCCCUAAAUUACAGGGUAUACCUGGACACUAUUCAUACUGUAUGUACUGUAAUAGAGUGUUCAAAUAGUUUGUCAUUUAUAAUAGUAUUUGAUUUUACAGUACCUCUGUAUACCAGCUCAGUGUAUUGUCCAGCACACUUUUAUGGGUCCAAGCGAUGCAGGGUUAGACAAGUUUUACUAUACUCUUUUGGAUGCUACACCUUUUGUAACACAUUUUACAAAUGCUCCAUUGUUAAGUGACUGUGUGUAAUCUUUGUAUUUAGUUGAGUGUGUGAAUAAUAAUAGAUGGGCUUCAGUGAGUUACAGGAAAAUAAUUCCAUCUAGGGUUUAUGUGACAUCAUAAUCACAUGG